AUGGACUGGUCGCAAGAAGAAACGUUGCAGUUCUUGGAACUCUAUCAGGCUGAGCGAAUAAUUUGGGAUCCAAAGCAUAUUAUGCAUAAAAAUACCCAAAAAAUGAAUGAUGCGUGGAAUAGAAUUUCCGAGGUUAUGUGCAGACCACUAGCAGAGCUCAAAAUAAAAAAGAAUUCGCUUAUGGCUACCUUUCGUCAACACCUACGAAGAAAAAAGCAGUCUAUAAAAUCUGGCGCAUCUAUUGAUGUCAUUUAUAAUCCAAUAUGGGUAUACUAUGAAAUUAUGGAAAAUUUUUUGGCACAGGUUUAUAAAUGUGACCAUACAAUAAGUACUGAAGACGAACCCGUAAGUAAAUAA
Molecule: messenger RNA, 357 nt
Organism: Parnassius mnemosyne (clouded apollo)
Lineage: Eukaryota; Metazoa; Arthropoda; Insecta; Lepidoptera; Papilionidae
Source: the annotation of a GenBank genome assembly